AUGAUACAAUUCAAGUUCUAUGUUACCUUGGCAGCUGCGACGACUCUGUUCUACAGAGACACCUCUGCUCAAGCUCCCCCAACUCCUGAGGGCUUGACGUACCUGAACUCGACAAUCUACCCAGGAGCGUCCAUCUCCUUCAAAGAGACCACGAUCUGCGAGACCAAUGAUGGUGUCAGGGGCUGGAGUGGCUACGUCAAUCUUCCAUCUUCACCACAAGACGGUCGCGAUUAUCCAAUUCACACUUGGUUUUGGUUCUUCGAGGCUCGUCAUGGUCCAGAGAAUGCACCGCUUUCGCUAUGGAUUCAAGGUGGACCUGGUGCACCAACGUCAAUCUCUGCCGUCAAUGAGAAUGGUCCGUGCAACCUGCUGAACAACUCCAGAGAUGCCGUCAACAACCCUUGGUCUUGGAACGACAGAGUCAACAUGUUGUACAUUGAUCAGCCUGUGCAGACUGGUUUCUCUUACGACACUUUGGUCAAUGGUACGAUCUCUGAGGCUUUCUCUCCUUUCGCCGUCUUGCCUGCCCAAAUUCCCAAGAAUGACACUUCGCUUGGGGGUAUCUUCUCGUCAGGCAACUCGAGCUUGGCACCCAACAGUACCAUGGCCGUCGCGCCUCCUAUGUGGGACUUUAUGCAGAUCUGGUUAAAAGAUUUUCCUGGCUACUCAGGCGAAAAACAAAAGUUCAGCAUCUGGGGAGAGUCUUAUGGUGGUCAUUGGGUUCCAACCUUUGCCGAUUACUUCUACAAGCAGAACGAUCGUAUCAGCUCUGGCGGUCUCAAUGCCACAUCACUCACCAUCGAAUCGCUUGGUCUAAUCAACGCUUGCAUUGACGCAGAGACUCAGAUACCCUUCUAUCCUGUCAUGGCGGCGAACAAUACCUAUGGAAUCAAAGUCUUCAACGACACCACUUACGCCAGUUCUAUGGCAGCCUUACCAAAAUGCUUAAACAUGACCAAAACCUGUAGAAGCCUCGCCUCGCGUCUUGAUCCGGAAGGAUGGGGCAACAAUACUGAUGUGAAUAACGCCUGUGCAAGCGCGUAUCUCUAUUGCUUUGAUGCAGUCGCUAGAGAGACCCAGCUGGGAAACAUCGAAGGAUAUGAUGCUUUCCACUUCGACAUCGCAUCACCACUCAUCCACAACUUCCCACCACGUUGGGCUGCCGGCUACCUCAACAACGCCAGUGUCCAAGCAGAUCUGGGGGUUCCUCUCAACUUCACCGGCUUCUCUUCCGUCAUCGCUCAAGAAUACGCAGCCUCAGGCGACUUCCUGAAGGGCAAUAACCUUGCCGCUCUUGGUCAACUGCUUGAUCGUGGAGUGAAGGUUUCGCUUCUAUAUGGCGAUCGCGAUUAUCAAUGCAACUGGUUCGGCGGCGAAGCUAUCAGUCUUGCUAUCAACUCAAGCAUCUCGUCUUCAUUCAGCAAGGCAGGCUACACCAAAUUUGAGACCAAUGCUUCGUACACCGGUGGCUUGACAAGACAAUAUGGUAACUUGUCUUUCACUCGGGUCUUCCAAGCUGGACACGAAGUAUCAUACUAUCAACCUGAAACCACAUACCAAAUCUUCAACCGCGUGAUAUUCAAUCGAGACGUCGCAACCGGGCAAGUCUCGACAGCUCCAGCUUCUAAUUCUUCCACCUACGCCACGUCAGGCAAUUCUUCUGCACUCGUCUCUAUCGGUGCGCCUAUCAAAUUCGAGUCCUCGGUGCCUUCGUGCUACUUCUGGGAUAUCAUGGAGACUUGUACGCCCGCUCAAGUACAAAUUUUUGCAAAUGGAAGUGCCAUUACCGAGGACUUCAUUCUUGUGGGCUAUACGUUGAAGGACGGGACGAAAGUGUUUUACAAUCAGACUGCUGCUGGUGCUGGAAAUAGGUCGUCGCCACAGUCUUAUGUUCCUGCAAGUGGAGCGUCGCCUGCAUCCCCGCUGAGUAUGAGUUUGGCUGCGAUAGCCUUGGCUGUUGUUGCUCUUGUUUCAUAG
Molecule: messenger RNA, 1977 nt
Organism: Aureobasidium melanogenum CBS 110374
Lineage: Eukaryota; Fungi; Ascomycota; Dothideomycetes; Dothideales; Saccotheciaceae
Product: alpha/beta-hydrolase
Exons: 5
Coding region: 1-1977 (658 amino acids)
Biological process (GO): proteolysis
Cellular component (GO): fungal-type vacuole
Molecular function (GO): serine-type carboxypeptidase activity
Source: RefSeq, a predicted model, not a curated record